Messenger RNA from Anthostomella pinea, 2628 nucleotides. NCBI's taxonomy places the organism in Eukaryota, Fungi, Ascomycota, Sordariomycetes, Xylariales, Xylariaceae. The record is from the annotation of a GenBank genome assembly.
AUGCCACCCAACUCGGUAUGCGAGUGGAUGCUGGGACGCAAUUACAUCAAGCAACAGAAGCCCAAAGGCCUCCGAAGUCUCGUCACAUUCGAAGCCCUGACCGACGAUGAAGAUGGCUCCGACCACUUCAGGAUCGCCAUACCCAGGGGCAAGCGGGCCACUUCCAAGAACGUCCGGUUCGAAGGAGAAGCGACCAAGUCGGCCAUGAAGAAACCCGCCAAGUCAGAGGAAUCAGAGGUCAGUACCGAGUUCGACAAUCAAAGCAGUGGGGAUGAAGGGACUACCGAAGAAGAACCAGACCCUGACUGCCCAUGCACGAAGUGCGUCUGGAAAAGGAAGUGGCUGAAGCAAGUGGAACAGGAGACUGAAAAGAAGAAAAAGAAGAUUGUCGCUACUGAGUCGACUGAUGAAGAGACCGAGGAGGAGAUCGACACUGUUCAUGCCAAGCACAAGGCCAAGAAAGCGAAGAAAGAGGAAGCGGCCAAGUCUAAAGGGGCCAAUGGCAAAGAGAAUGCCAAGCCCAACGGCAAGCAGAAGGGGAAGCAGGAUGAGAAGGGGAAAGGCAAGAAGCAGAAGAAACAGGCCGCCCCUGAGACAGAGUCCGAUACAACCGAGGCCACUGAGACUGAACCCGAGACUGAGCCCGAGACUGAAUCGGAGACUGCAGUCGAAUCUGAGGAACAGUCCGAGGAGGAGCCACCCAAGAAGAAGGGCAAGCAGAAGGGCAACGACAAAGGCAAGAAGGACAAGGGCCAACAGAACAGUGACAAGAAGGCCGGCAAGAAGGAGAAGGGUCAACAGAACAGUGACAAAAAGGCAGGCAAGAAAAACAAGAAGCAAAAGUCUGAUACCGAGGAAGAGACGGAAGCUUCAGAUACGGAAGUUGAAACGACCGAGGCCGAAACGACAGAAGAAGAGGAGAAGAAAGACAAGAAGAAGAAGAAGGAAAAGGAAAAGCAGAACAAGAAGAGCAAGAAACAGAACUCCGACAAGAAGAAAGACAAGCCAGCUCCCAAAGCAGAAUCUCCGUCCAAGAAAAGUGAGAAGGCCGAGAAGCAACUCAGUUUCCCACCUCAUCACCCGCCGCCCGAGAUACGCAAAACUAGCUUCCUCCUCCCUCCCCGGUCCAAUGUCCUACACGUGGAGCACGCCGUCGAAUCCCACGAGGACCCCCGGCCGAACGCCUUCUACGACAACGAGAACGGCGUCAUGCGGGUGUACCACGGACCAGCAUACGGCAACCCCUACGGAGCACUGUAUCCCAAACGAGUGUACAGUCACCAGGACCUGCCUGUUGGCUCCCCGCAUCCGCAACACAAUCCUUGGUACAACGGCUUCCAGACCGUCGCCGGCCAGCCUGUUCCGCCACACGUGCCCCCUUAUAAGCCGGGUGACCCCAGUUACCCCUGGAUGACCGCUGCGGGCGGAGCACCGCACACACCACCCAACAUCCCUCUGCCGCCGGACUUCACCAAGGACUUCGACCAGAAGCACUACGAAAGACUGGCCAACCGAUACAGCCUCUCGCCCGAGAAACGGGCCUCGCCGCUCAAGGACUCGAACGUUAUACCCAUCCCCACCAUCGAGAUCGAGUCGCCCGCGAAGGAGGCGUCCGACCGGAAGUCGACGAAGGCAGGGAGCGCUUCGGGCUCUACCUGGGGCGCUCAGGGCGCCCCAGGGUCGGGAUCGAAGAAGGGUUCCAAGAAGACGGGCAGGAGUAGUGCCGUCGACGACAGCAACGACCUCCUCAGGAACCUCAACCAGCAGAUGGCGGCCGACACGGCCGAGCUGCAGGAGAUCCUCAGCCGGACCAACAGCAAGAACGGGAGUGCCAAGGAUCCCAGUCCUCAGCCAGAGGGCAGCUCGGGGUGGGGUGGAAACAACAACGUGGAUGGCGGUGGCGAUAAUACCUGGGGUGGUGCUCCCACCACCAGUGGUGCCGACAAUACCUGGGGCGAUGCUCCUAACACUACCGGUGAUACCGAUGUCUGGGGCAACGCCAUCGACGGCACCAACAACAACGACAACGGUGACGGUGUCCAGUGGGUCGGCAACGCCAACGACAACACCUUCUCCAACAACGGUGGCUGGGGGUCGGUCGAGAGCCCGCACCCGUCCAACCAAGGUUCCAACCACUCCAACCGCGGGUCCAACAACGGCGGCAACAACAACUCCCCCCGGGGCGCCGGUAUCUCGACACCCGUCCCGGGCGCGUUCCCGAGCCCGAGUCCGCAGGGUUCCAAGAACUCGUGGGAUGCGCCGUCCCACGCCAGCGGCGGCAAUGUCGUUGCUGGUGGGAGCGGGUCUGCGGGCAGGGCUCCCUCGGUCGUGGGCAGCCAGGGCAACAACAGCAAUAACGGCGGUGGUGCCGGUGACAACGACAACACCUGGGGCGGCGCGCCCGCCAACACGGGCUGGGAGGACGCCACGGCGGCGCAGUCGACGGGCGGCUUCUGGGGCACGGAGGAGGGCCAAAAGGACUUCGCGGAGGGCGCCGCCGAGAAGAAGGCGGCCGCGGCGUUUGAUGGUCAGGAGUGGUGGUGGGGUUCCCCGUCUCUUCUUGUUUAUUACGUUGUCUCGGUGUGCUUUUUUGUUUGCGGGUGGGCGUAUUUGAGGUUUGCUUAUUGA